Messenger RNA from Paramecium pentaurelia, 210 nucleotides. The record is from the annotation of a GenBank genome assembly. NCBI's taxonomy places the organism in Eukaryota, Ciliophora, Oligohymenophorea, Peniculida, Parameciidae.
AUGCAGUCUAAAAGUGAAAAUUUCGAAAGCAUUAUAAAAUAAAAUUUUAAUUAGCUACUAGAUAAAUACUAAUUUUUAAUAGAAUAUGACUAUCAUAUGGAAGAUGUAGUUAUAGAGUAUAUAUAUUGAAUAAGUAUUAGAUUUCCUAAUCCUGAUAGUCCUAAAUGUGAAGACUUAAGAAUAUUGACUUAAUUGGAAGCAAUUUAAUGA